Messenger RNA from Apis florea (little honeybee), 2027 nucleotides. RefSeq names its product putative choline-phosphate cytidylyltransferase. The record is from RefSeq and is a predicted model, not a curated record. Gene Ontology annotation, molecular function: phosphatidylcholine binding; choline-phosphate cytidylyltransferase activity. Lineage: Eukaryota; Metazoa; Arthropoda; Insecta; Hymenoptera; Apidae. Gene Ontology annotation, biological process: CDP-choline pathway.
CAUUUGUCUCGUGGUUCAUAGUGCUAUUAUUUCGUCCCUGAUAAUAUACUGAAAAUGUGUAAUACGUAGUAUCCACAAGUGUUAUAACAGUUGUGUGAUAUCUUAGUCGUGAAAUAGUAUUUUAAAAUAACAUAAAAUGUGAAAUUUCUUUAAAAAUUUUCAAGAAUUUAUUUUUUAAAUUUUUCUAAAAAUCUGAUAAAUCAAAUAAUGAGUUCAAUAAACUUCUAGCGGAACUCCGAUUUUUCGUCAUAUCCUAUUACUUAUCUUUAUAGUCAAUCGUCGUGUAUACAGAAAUUAGGGCGUGAAAAGCAACAUGCUAUUGUUUUACAAGGAAUAAAUGUAUACUUUAAAAAUUUUAUUGAAUGAUAAUAUGUAAUAACACCAAACAUGACUGGUUCACAAAUAAUUCGGCACAUCUCUAAUUGUCUCCUGGAGAUUAUACGAUUAUUUAUGAAUAUUUUAUAAUCAUAAUGAUUCGUAAUCCUAAAAUUAUAAUAAUGACAUUGAUCAAUAAUUUUAAGAUAACUUGUGAAAAUCAGGUUUUUUAUGGACCUAAUAUUGAAGCAGUAAAAAAUGUCUAGAAAGCGUGCUAGAGAAGAAACUAUGUUGAAUUCUACAUCAUAUUCAAAUAUUCAAAAUGGAGAAGAUGCAUCUUGCUCCAGAGAAGAUUCACCUGUAUAUCCUCUAGUGACAAUGACUUGGAGAAGCAACAGGAAUUCACAUAAUGAAUCAGGUCAAAUUUCACUGAAAAAGUAUAAUAGUGAAAUUUCUAUUUACCACAAAGAACUUCCAUCAAUUUGCAAGGAAGCACCUUUUAGUGAUGAUCCAGAAGCACUUGCUGAAAGAAAUGCAUGUGAUUACAAUAUUCGCAUUACAUUAAAGAUGGCAAAAAGUGGUAAAGCUCCCAGAAAAAUCAGAGUCUAUGCAGAUGGUAUUUAUGAUCUAUUUCAUCAAGGACAUGCACGGCAACUUUUACAAGCAAAAAAUAUUUUCCCUAAUGUAUAUCUUAUUGUAGGAGUUUGUAAUGAUCAGUUAACACAUAGUAAAAAAGGAAGAACAGUUAUGACAGAUGUUGAAAGAUAUGAUGCAGUAAGACAUUGUCGUUAUGUAGAUGAAGUGGUUAGAGAUGCACCUUGGGAAUUAGAUGAUGAAUUUCUUAUAAAACAUAAAAUUGAUUUUGUUGCUCAUGAUGAUAUACCUUAUAUGACAGAUGAUAGCACAGAUGUUUAUGCUGCCUUAAAGGCUAAAGGUAUGUUCGUAGCUACACAAAGAACAGAAGGAGUAUCAACAUCAGAUAUUGUUGCAAGAAUAGUUAAAGAUUAUGAUAUUUAUGUAAGAAGAAAUCUUGCGCGAGGCUAUAGUGCAAAAGAACUUAAUGUUUCUUUUCUCAAUGAAAAAAAAUUUCGUUUACAAAAUAAAUUUGAUGAUUUAAAAGAUAAAGGUAAAAGAGUAAUGGAGAAUAUUGGUGAAAAACGUAUGGAUAUGAUUAGCAAAUGGGAAGAAAAAUCUCGAGAUUUUAUCGAUGCUUUUCUACUUUUAUUUGGAAGAGAAGGUAGAUUGUCAACAAUUUGGAAUGAAAGUAAAGGUCGUUUAAUGCAAGCAUUAUCUCCUCCUGCAAGUCCAAAAAGAGAUGGCAGUCCAAAUGGCAGUAAUAGCAGCAAUAAUGAUGAAGAUCAGACAAGUCCACCACCGAAAAAGACUGGCCGUUUUGAAUAUUCGCAGAGUAAUUAUUAUUUAAGCGAUGAUUAUAGCGACGAUGAAGAAGAAAAUUUGCACUCCAAAUGAUAACCUCUUUUUUCAAAAUCACAUUCUUCAUUUUGACCAAAAAUAUCGUGCAAUCUCUUUAAAAAUGUUUAAAAAUAAUUUUAUGCAUCUAUGUGAUUUAUUAAUAUGGAUUGUAAUGUUAUGCUUAAUAAUCUUUUUAUGCUAUGAUUUCAUACUACAUACGAUAUAAAAUUAUUUGUUGUAAUGAUUUCAUUCAAUCCAAUCAUGCAUUAUUAUAUAUUAACUAGAUUAUAUAUGUGCAU